Molecule: messenger RNA, 2986 nt
Organism: Linum trigynum
Lineage: Eukaryota; Viridiplantae; Streptophyta; Magnoliopsida; Malpighiales; Linaceae
Source: the annotation of a GenBank genome assembly
CGUUGGAGACUCGGGUCAUAACAUAAAUAUCCCUUGUGAAUGUCACUAUAGCCCAGGAAAACACAACGAGACGUCUUGGAAUCUAGCUUGCUACGUUCCUUACGGGAAGAAGCACGAAACAAGUGCACCCAAAGACUCGGAGACGCGAGUAAUCCGAAUGCUUUUUGAACAAGGCAUAAUGAGGACUAAGCUGACCUAGAAGCGGAGUAAUUUGGUAGUUAAUUAACCGAACGGCUGUAGCUACAGCCUCAUGCCAAAAUCGAGUCGGAACACAAGAAGCAAGGAGCAUAGCUCGAGUAAGUUCAACUACGUGACGAUUCUUACGCUCUACGAGACCAUUUUGUUGGGAGACACCGGGACAAGAUUUCUGAGUUAAAAUCCCCUGAGACCUAAACAAACUGGCUAACAGAUUGGAGCUAAAUCCCCCCCCAGGAUCAGAACGAAUGAUACGCACAGUUUGACCGAAUUGAGUUUGAAUCAUUUUCAAAAAAUCAGUAGCAACAGAGAGAAGGUCUGAUUUGAGACGAAGAAAGUAGACCCAGGUAAAACGAGUGGCAUGAUCUACGAAUAAGGCAAAAUACUUGUAACCAUGACGAGAAUCAGUGGGAGAAGGCCCCCAGAGAUCAGUGUGAACGAUGUGAAAAGGAUCAAGUACAACUGUUUUACUGGAAGGGAAAGAUCGACGAGUGGUUUUAGCUUCCAUGCAGCUUGUGCACUGAAAUUUACCAGAAGCAAAAUCAACCUUUUUAUUUCCAAAAAGCUGCUGUUUAAACAUGGUUACAAGCCGACUCGAAUGGGGGUGACCUAAACGCAAAUGCCAUAAUUCAAACUCAUUAUUCGUCAAACUAGAAAAAAACAGGAGACGAAACCAAAGUUUGAGACUCAAGAGAUGACUCCGACCCAGAGGAAAGAAAGCCCGACGAUGAUUGAGGUUGACCCGACAAUGCUUCCAGUUGAAAUACCCGACCAAGUUUACUCCCCCUUCCGAUCUUCCUCCCCGUCUUCAUGUUCUGAACAACACAACCCGAGGGUUCGAACACAACACGACAAUUUUGCUCAGUUAAUUGACCAACCAAAACAAGAUUAGGAACAAGUUUCGGUACGCAUAGAGUAUUAGAUAGAUUACUUCGUGGUGCUACUAUAUCUCCCAUAUCACUAACAGCAAGUUUGUCCCCAUUAGCAACUUGAAUAGCACAAGAUUUAGCAGGUUUAAGCUUCGUAAAUUGAUGCGUACUACCGGUCAUAUGAUUAAAACAUGCCGAGUCCAAAAGCCAUGGAAGGGGUGACGUACCAGUGUUAUGCAGCGAGGCAAAGGCGCUUGUGAUAGCUGUCAGUAACGACCUUUGCAACACGGAAUGGACCAGCUGUUCCACAGCUUCGGCAGUCAUAUAUGGACUCGGAAUGGCCUCAGCAACGGGAACUGGUUGGGCAGCAAAGGCACCACCAGUCGGUGUAGCAGCAGCGGCACGAGAUGGACCAGACGAGCGGGGCUGAAUGAGGCGGCAAUCGGUGAUAAUAUGCCCCUUCUUUUUUGCAAUAUAUGCAGAAAUUGCGUUGUCGACAAAACUUUUGAUAAUGGCCAGCAGUGCGACAAUGAUGACAUAUAAUUUCAGACAUGGGACGUUGAAAUUGAGGGCGGCUUAUUGCAAAAGCUUCAUCACCACCAGAUGGAGCUGAAGUGGAACGCUAAUAACACAAAAACUCCUCCUUUCUUUGGUUAACUACAAAAAGGUCACUUUUUGUGAUGUGACUCUACGAAACAGUGUUUUUAGAAAUCUUCCUAAUCAGCUUGAUAAAGCGGGGUGAGUUUCUAACAAAAUCCACACGUGACCCAAUCUCUUGAUCACAAAAGCGUGCACAACGCGUCCACGACACAAAAUUCGUCAACAUUGGAUUCAACUCGAUAGAGAGGAGCAAAUUUGUAACAAAAUCCACACUCGACCCAACUCAUUAAUUACAAAAGUGAAUAAAAAUUUAUCCCCAACCCAAAAAUGCAGCAACACCUGUACCAGGUCGAAUUAGCUUAAACAAACAUUAAUUUGGGCUCCAUUAAAUUGUCAUUAGAUGUGAGUUCGGUUUAGGUACAAUCCCAAAGCGACCAAAAUUUUGUGAAAACUGGAUUCAACUUCCUACGUCCGGAUUUAGGUAACCAGUUCGUGGAGCGAGAGCGUGAAAGCGUCUAUCAUUUAAAAAAAUUAAAUCGAAAGCGUGAAGAGAGCGUCAUUAUUAAAUCAUGUUAAUUGUUUUUUAUAUUUAUAUAAUGCAUUAUAUAUAAACAAUUUGAAAUAUGUUUACUAAUUCUAAAAUAGUAUACAUACCAUACAAAUAAUAUGAAGUUUUUAGCUUUAAUUUUCCUAAUAACAUAACUCUAAUACUUGAUAAAAAAAAUUCCAAGAAAAAGUAGAACACUCGCUUUUUCUUUUAGAAAAAUUAAGUAUUUCAAUUUUUUUUUUACUUUCCCCUUAUCCUUGCCAUUCACCCACCGUCAAACUCACCAGUCAUCACUUCCCCUCUCUCUCCUCCUCUCUCUAGUCUCUCUCCCCUCUUCUCUGAUGUAAAACCAGAACAAUCUAAAUCUAUCUCUUCUCCUUCCUUCAUCAGUUGAGCCAUGCAGCCGCUAGAUAAUCUUUUUUCUAUCUCAAAGUUACUUCUCAUAACAGAUCAACUUCUAAUUGGAAAACACUAGUUUGUAGGGGAAGAAGCACUGCAUCGACGGCCAUCGAUUUUGUAGCAUGAGGAGAUAAUGCGGUCGGUGGCAAGGAGGACAAGUGUUUCCUUUUGCUUUGUAUUAACUAAGUUCAUCGACAACAACUUGUAUAAGGAAAACGAAGGACUGAAUCAACGAUUGUUGAUUUGGCAGCGGCGACGAUGGAACGACCAGCUCGAAGAAGACUUUUCCUUUUUAUCUUCUAUUAAAGCUCAAUUCGUCAGGCGAGUCGCGAACUUCCUAAUAUAAUCCGCGGUCUGAUAAAGUGCAAUACGCGAA